GUGCGAUUUCACAGUCGCACGUGAUCUUAGCAAAAGAUAGUACUUCUCAUUAGUAGAAUACUGAACGUUUAACAUUUAACAUCGAGUUCAGAAUUUUAGUUCGAUUUACGGGGUACAACCCGCUUAUUUUGUAUCAAGGAGCGGGUGUUGAAUAGGCCACAUCAUGGGGGCUAUGUUUCGAAGUGAGGAGAUGGCUUUAUGCCAGAUGUUUAUUCAGCCUGAAGCUGCUUACACUUCAGUUUCAGAAUUGGGAGAAGCUGGAACCGUCCAAUUUAGAGACUUGAAUGUUGAUGUUAAUUCAUUUCAACGUAAAUUCGUCAACGAAGUCAGGCGUUGCGAUGAGAUGGAGAGAAAGCUCCGCUACGUAGAAACAGAAAUUAACAAAGACAAAGUGUCUGUACCAGAUGUUCAAGACGUUCCCCAUGCUCCUAAUCCAAGGGAAAUAAUAGACCUAGAGGCACAUUUGGAGAAAACAGAAAAUGAAAUCAUGGAACUGUCCCAAAAUGCAGUCAAUCUUAAAUCCAACUUUUUGGAAUUGACAGAACUCAAAAACGUUCUAGAAAAAACACAGAGCUUCUUCGUGGAGCAGGAAGCAGCCAUCAGCUCGGAUUCCAUGUCCGCAAAUCUUAUAGAUGAAGGAGCCCAAUCUGCCAAUCGCGGUCGCCUUGGAUUCGUGGCAGGUGUCAUUAAGCGGGAACGCGUGCCGGCUUUUGAGCGAAUGCUGUGGCGUAUUUCGCGCGGAAAUGUUUUCCUGAGACGCGCCGAAAUGGAUCAUCCUUUGGAAGACCCCGCUACCGGAAACGAAAUCUGGAAAACAGUGUUCGUCGCUUUCUUCCAAGGAGAACAAUUGAAAACUCGCAUAAAGAAGGUUUGCGUCGGAUUCCAUGCUUCACUUUACCCAUGCCCAAGUGCCCAUUCUGAGAGACAAGAAAUGGUUGCUGGAGUCAAGACCAGAUUGGCAGAUCUUACAAUGGUUUUGAAUCAAACUCAAGAUCACAGACAACGUGUACUGGUGAGUGUAGCAAAAGAAUUGUCCAACUGGAAAAUCAUGGUCAGAAAAAUGAAGGCAAUUUAUCAUACAAUGAACUUAUUCAACAUGGAUGUUACACAAAAAUGUUUGAUUGGAGAAUGCUGGGUACCAGUUAAUGAUCUACAACUUGUUCAAAAAGCCUUAACUGAUGGAUCGAACGCGUGUGGAAGUUCAAUCGAAUCCUUCCUAAAUGUUAUUGAAACUGAAGAAGCACCUCCAACCUUUAAUAGAACUAACAAAUUCACUCAAGGUUUCCAAAACUUGAUAGAUGCCUACGGAGUUGCUAGUUACAGAGAAGUAAAUCCAGCUCUGUACACCAUCAUUACUUUUCCAUUUUUGUUCGGCAUUAUGUUUGGAGAUAUUGGCCACGGUAUAAUUAUGAUGUUAUUCGGUCUGUUCAUGGUAGUUAGAGAAAAGAGUUUGGGUGCCAAAAAAAUCAACAGUGAAAUUUGGAACAUCUUUUUCUCCGGUCGCUAUAUCAUUCUCCUCAUGGGUAUAUUCUCGAUGUACACUGGCUUUGUGUACAACGAUAUUUUCUCCUUAUCCAUGAACAUUUUUGGUUCUGGAUGGACAUUAAAUUAUAAUUCAUCCACUGUGAUGGAGAAUGAAGAAUUAACUCUUGACCCAAAAACAGAUGCUGGAGAAGCAUAUCCUAUUGGUUUAGAUCCAAUGUGGCAGCUGGCUACCAACAAAAUUAUUUUCUUGAACUCCUUUAAAAUGAAGUUGUCUAUCAUUUUCGGCGUCGUUCACAUGAUUUUUGGAGUUUGCAUGGCCGUAUUCAAUCACGUUCAUUUCCGCCAGAAGAUCAGCAUAUUAGUAGAAUUUUUGCCCCAAUUGGUCUUCUUAGUUCUUCUCUUUGCUUACAUGGUGUUCAUGAUGUUUAUUAAAUGGAUUUUGUACUCUGCAAAUAAUACAGACAUCAGAUUUGAACCCUGCUGCGCACCAUCAGUUUUGAUUCUGUUCAUUAACAUGAUGUUAUUCAAGCAAGGAUCUCCAGCAGAACAAUGCGAUGAAUUUAUGUUUGAAGGACAACAGCAAAUUCAAAAAAUAUUUGUGUUAAUUGGGCUCUGCUGUAUUCCGCUCAUGCUCUUAGGCAAACCAUUAUAUUUGAUGGCAACCAAGAAAAAUAAAGAUGAAGCUCCUCAUUCUGCUAAAUCAAAUGGUGAUUUAAACCAAGGAAUGGAAAUGACUUCAGACGUUGUCUCCAGCCAAGAAAACGGUAUGCCAGAGGCACCAAAGGCACCGCCAAAAGCAGCUCAUGGAGAACACGAAGAAGAACCCAUGAGUGAAAUUUUCAUUCACCAAGCAAUUCAUACCAUUGAAUACGUACUGAGUACAGUAUCUCACACCGCCUCUUAUUUGCGUCUGUGGGCCCUGUCACUUGCUCACGCACAACUUUCAGACGUAUUGUGGAAAAUGGUGUUGUCCAUGGGAUUGAGCCAAACAACAUAUACUGGCUCGAUUAUGCUCUAUGUGAUAUUCUGCGUGUGGGCACUAUUCACAAUUGCCAUCCUAGUCAUGAUGGAAGGCCUUUCUGCGUUCUUGCACACACUGCGUCUUCACUGGGUGGAGUUCAUGAGUAAGUUCUACUCUGGUUUGGGUUAUUUGUUCCAACCCUUCUGCUUCAAAACUAUUUUGGACGCGGAGGAUAAGGAAGCAGAAUAA
Ctenocephalides felis (cat flea) is the source of this 2695-nucleotide messenger RNA. RefSeq names its product V-type proton ATPase 116 kDa subunit a-like. Lineage: Eukaryota; Metazoa; Arthropoda; Insecta; Siphonaptera; Pulicidae. The coding region runs from base 164 to 2695 and encodes 843 amino acids. Gene Ontology annotation, biological process: vacuolar acidification; proton transmembrane transport. Gene Ontology annotation, cellular component: vacuolar proton-transporting V-type ATPase, V0 domain; plasma membrane; vacuolar proton-transporting V-type ATPase complex. The record is from RefSeq and is a predicted model, not a curated record. The transcript is spliced from 15 exons. Gene Ontology annotation, molecular function: ATPase binding; proton-transporting ATPase activity, rotational mechanism.